AUGCAGACUCUCACCCAUCACAUGACAGUCCAUGACAGUUGCACACCACGUGACGCUCACACAUUUCUGACAAGAAAGUUGUACCCUAGUCACGUGGCUAUCCUUAUUAGCAGGAACGGCCAAUUCACAAAAAAAAAAACACCACGUGACCCGGCAGUGCGGCGCUCACACACUCACAGUCACCUGACCGUCUUGUGUAUUUGCCCGGCCAAGGCGUGGGACGCGCGCACAUCCCGGAACCAGGUGUUACACUAUACCGGAGCCAGCAGAGACCAUGUCCGCGGACGGAGAGGAGAUGGUGACAGGCACACAGGUGUCUUACAUUGGAAAAGAUUGUACUAUGAUUCCAUCAUUUCUUGCUAAAAAAUAUGGACAUCGAGCAAAAAGACUAGAUCUGAGCUUUAAUUUAUUAAGGUGGGUACAUUGGAAUAAUAAAAAGUUGGUUGGUAGUGUGGAUGCUCUGAUUAACAGACAAGGUUCUGACAGCAUUGGCUGCUGACAGGAGGCAGAGAAACUGACAAAAAGAAGUGACAGGUUCCCCGCAGAAAUGACGGCGUAUCAACAAAAUCGAAUUGCAGGAAUGAAUUCCACACAAGUUCCUCAGCCAAGGAAUAUUCCAAAUCUAAACAGACAGUUGUUUAUUUUCAGGCUGUAUCCUGUCUUUCACUCCCUGGUGACUUACAUUUUUGCCCAUAAUGUAUCAUUUUUAAAAGUAUGAUAUCUAUGGGAGGACGUAUGGUUCCUAUUACUGCUAAUUAUACCAUGCAAGUUCAGUAUGAAACAACGGAGGACUAUAGAAAGAUCUAAAAAUCAUUUCAGGUGAAGAGACAGAAAUGUAAGAUUGGAUUUAAGUUUUUAUUUUUACCAUGCUGUGACACCUGGUAAUGCUGUAGUGUAUGUCCAUGUCAUGGGUUCUUGGCUAUCUUGAGAAUAUGUAUAUGUUAUGUCUUUAUACCAUAGAUCCUAAAUAGGUACCUAGAGACAACAUAUACCGUAUUUUUCGCCGUAUAAGACACACUUUUUCUUCCCCAAAACUGGGGGGGGGGGAAAGUUGGUGCGUCUUAUAUGGCGAAUACACAUUAAAACCCUGUCCUAUCGCGGCGGUCCCUGCAGCCAUCAACGACCGGGACCCGCGGCUAAUACAGGACAUCACUGAUCGUGGUGAUGGCCUGUAUUAACCCUUCAGACGCGGCGAUCAAAGCUGACCGCCGCGUCUGAAGCGAAAGUGACACUAACCUGGCAAUACGGUAAUACUGAUUUCUGCUUUUCCCUGGUGCUGCUGGUGCAGAGGAAAUGACCAGCUCAUUGUAACUACUUACUCCCCAGUUUAAAGGGCUAGGUAUGAAAUGAUCACCUGACUAGUUCUCAUAUUAAAGUCCCUUACUUAAGAGAUUAGCACUUCAUUAAUUUACAUACUGGUGCACAAAAAAACAGGCUGAAAUAAAAAAUUAUUUUAAUGUAGAUUUUAUUACAA
Hyla sarda is the source of this 1474-nucleotide messenger RNA. Its product is annotated as leucine-rich melanocyte differentiation-associated protein-like. The transcript has 4 exons. The record is from RefSeq and is a predicted model, not a curated record. The coding region runs from base 275 to 499 and encodes 74 amino acids. Lineage: Eukaryota; Metazoa; Chordata; Amphibia; Anura; Hylidae.